AUGUAUAGCGACUCGGAAUAUGUUGGCUUUACAUAUAUUACGCCUACUAGCACGCUCCCAUGCGAAAUGGUAGAAGAGAAACAGUUAUCGUCUGAGAAGAAGCAGAUGAUUGUCUCACAAACACUAUCAGAUCAUAGUAGCACUGAUAGUUGUGGCGGUGUUGAUGAGGGUCCCACCAAAUCGAUGUCUUUUUUUAAAAAAGGCUUCGGAGUCACACUACAUGUUAGGUUUUUUGACACUCUUAGAAAGGUAACCAGGACACAAUGCUUUUCUAUGCGUCCACACUCCACUAUGAAGUACAUCUAUGAAAUUGUUCACGCAUGGCUCCCUGAGAUGGGAAAUUUGGUGUGCUAUACCGUGCACAGCGAGACUCAUGGAGUGAUGUAUCCAUUGAUAAAAAAAGUUCUUCAUCCAGAAGAUGAUGCACCUAGACUUGUUUUUUGUCAAGAGGUGUUUUUGCCAUUCCAUAACCCAGCACAUUGCUGGGGUGUAGUGAAUGUCGUUGUACUGCAGCAUCAUGGCUCUCUUGUUCCCGGAUACAUACCUUUGGUAGUGCACCGAUCGUCGCUGCAGUCCAAAGAGGCAUUACAAGAACAAAUUCGUCAGCUUUGUUGUGCUUCCCCUGCGGAAGCCAAUUAUAUGAAGUCACAGCCUUUUCUUAACUGUGCCGUUUCUGCUGGGCUUAUGGAUUUAGUGUCUUUUUUUGACUCGUGUAACGACGACUCCACGGCCCUCCCCCAGAUUGCUGUAGUUUAUCCUGCUUUGGCACCAGGGGAUUUAGUCUGCGUGGAUAUGCUGGACCGAAUGAGUCGACGGUUUAGCGUACAAUGCAUGAUCAAAUGCAGCCGGCAAAAAGAUGGUAUACUCUGUUAUGACGUGGAAGAAAUGGAAGUGGGUUAUAUUUUGGAAGGCUUGACAUGUGUUCAAGUAUUACCUUUGUAA
This is a messenger RNA of Trypanosoma rangeli, 942 nucleotides long. RefSeq lists its product as uncharacterized. The coding region runs from base 1 to 942 and encodes 313 amino acids. The record is from RefSeq and is a predicted model, not a curated record. NCBI's taxonomy places the organism in Eukaryota, Euglenozoa, Kinetoplastea, Trypanosomatida, Trypanosomatidae. The transcript has a single exon.